This is a messenger RNA of Chrysoperla carnea, 1549 nucleotides long. RefSeq names its product zinc finger protein 525-like. Lineage: Eukaryota; Metazoa; Arthropoda; Insecta; Neuroptera; Chrysopidae. The transcript has a single exon. The coding region runs from base 97 to 1218 and encodes 373 amino acids. The record is from RefSeq and is a predicted model, not a curated record. Gene Ontology annotation, molecular function: DNA-binding transcription factor activity, RNA polymerase II-specific; RNA polymerase II cis-regulatory region sequence-specific DNA binding. Gene Ontology annotation, biological process: regulation of DNA-templated transcription.
AUUGUGCAUCAUUAAAGAGAAUGCAGAGAAUUAAUUUUGUGAUGUAAAUGUGUGAAUAAUCAUUUAUUAUUUAUCAAGAAAGAAAAAUCAAAGGCGAUGGAACCUGGAACGGUUAAAGAAGAAAUUGUCCCAUUUGAAUUGGAGCACGUAGCAAUUAAAGAAGAAAUAUCGGAAGAGAUUUUACCUUUUGAACAUGUAACAGUUAAAGAAGAAAUACCAGAACCAGAGGAAUUUGUUGAAUAUGAACAGCAAUUAAAUACGGAAAUAAAUAUUCCAGAUGUAGUUGUAAAUAAACAAAUUCACAAUCGAGAAAAACAAUUUUCAUGUGACGUUUGUAAUAAAACAUAUAUGCGAAAACAAAAUUUAACUGAACACAUACGUAGCCAUACCGGAGAAAAACGAAAAAAUCAUGAAGAAAACCCAUUUCCAUGUGAUAUUUGUGAGAAAACAUUUCGACAUGAAAGCAGUUUAAUUGUGCAUAGACGAAUUCACACCGGGGAAAAACCUUAUUCAUGUGAAAUUUGUGAUAAAAAAUUUAAAAUACAAGGUGAUUUAACUCGACAUAAACGAAUACACAGUGACGAAAAAUCAUUUUCAUGUGAUAUUUGUGAGAAAACAUUUCGACAUGAAAGUAGUUUUAUUGUGCAUAGACGAACUCAUUCCGGAGAAAAACCGUUUUCGUGUGAAGUGUGCCAUAAAAAAUUUACCCAUCCUAGUAAUUUAAUUGUUCAUAAACGAAUUCAUACGGGAGAAAAACCUGUAUCAUGUGAUAUUUGUUAUAAGACAUUUAAUCAGAAACAAAAUUUAAAUCGACAUAAACUCAUACACUUGGGGGAAAAACCAUUUUCAUGUGAUGUGUGUGAUAAAAAAUUUAAUGUAUCCAGUCAUUUAACUCGACAUCAACGUGUUCACACCGGUGAAAAACCAUUUUCAUGUGACUUUUGUAAUAAGACAUUUAAUCAGAAACAAAAUUUAAUUAGACAUACACCCAUUCACACUGGGGAGAGAAAGUUUUCUUGUGAAUUUUGUGAAAAAGCAUUUAGUCAUCUCAGCAAUCUUAUUGCACAUAAACGAAUUCAUAGCGGAUACAACAAAUCAUUUUCGUGUGAAUUUUGUAAUAAAACAUUUACUCGGAGACAGAAUUUAAUUCAGCAUAGACUAGGUCAUAUCACAGAUUAUAGUUUAUUACAGAAGGAGACAGAAUUUAAUUCAACAUAGACUAGGUCAUAUCACAGAUUAUAGUUUAUUACAGAAGGAAACAAUUUAAUUCAGCAUAGACUAGGUCAUAUCACAGAUUAUAGUUUAUUACAGAAAUAGACAGGCAACUCUAUUGAACAUGAAAUGUUGUUUAAAAACCCUUCUGGAGUAAGGCACUUACGAGUGAACUUCUUUUUUUUUAAAUUGGGGGAAUUAGAUAUUAUUGGAAUUAUUUCUCUUCAGUUUAUCAUUUUUUUAAAUUUUUUGUACUUAUUUGUCUUCUAAUAAAAUAAAGUGAGGUUUUUUAAAAAUAAAAUAAUAAUUUAUUGCAAUGUUUGAAGCAAAAUAGCAU